AUGUCGGAGCCGUCGACUCCUGCCACACCAGCGAGUGUGCACUGGGGUGAAACCAUGAUAGCACGGGGCCCCGAGGCUCUGCACAACUUCAUGGCCGAGACCUUCAAGGCGGCCACAGGCGGCAUCCUGCCUCAGAUGGAGGUGCGCUUCAACAACGUGUCCAUCUCGGCCGACGUGACUGUGACCAGCGAGGUGACGGCCGAGUCGGAGCUACCCACGCUCUACAACGUCGUGGCUCGCGCAAUAGCCAACUUGAACCCCAUUAAGAAAAAGGUGGUGCGCAAAGAAGUAAUCAAGAACAUCAGCGGCGUGCUCAAGCCCGGUUCAAUCACGUUACUACUUGGUCAGCCUGGUUCGGGUAAAACGUCGCUCAUGCGAGUAUUAAGCGGACAAUUUCCGGUUAAGAAAAAUAUCACUGUAGAGGGCGAGAUGACGUACAACGGAUUACUACAAAAGGAGAUCGCCAAGCGGUUGCCACAGUUCGUAGCGUAUGUGACCCAAUACGAUCGUCACUUCCACACACUCACUGUCCGUGAGACGCUGGAGUUCGCCUACGCCUUCUGCAAGGGAGGGUUAUCCAAGCACGGCGAAAAAAUGCUGUCUCGCGGUACCCCCGAAGCCAACGCACGUGCAUUGGCCGCUGCCAAGGCCGUCUUCUCUCGCUUCCCGGACGUUAUCAUCGAGCAAUUGGGACUGCAGAUCUGCCAAGAUACUGCUAUCGGCAAUGCGAUGCAUCGAGGUGUGUCAGGUGGGGAGCGUAAACGUGUCACGAGUGGCGAAAUGCAGUUCGGUCACAAAUACAUGACGCUCAUGGACGAGAUCAGUACGGGUCUGGACAGUGCAGCCACGUACGAUAUCAUUAAAACCCAGCGUAGUGUCGCCAAGAAUCUGCAUCGAACGAUCUUGAUUGCGUUGCUGCAACCUGCUCCUGAAGUCUUCGAGUUGUUCGACAACAUUCUCAUCAUGAACGAAGGCGAGAUGAUGUACAAUGGUCCUCGUCACAAGGUGGUUCCAUACUUCGAGUCACUAGGCUUCAAGUGUCCUCACGGUCGCGACGUAGCCGACUAUUUGCUGGAUCUGGGCACAAACCAGCAAUACAAAUACCAAGCUGCUCUUCCUCCUGGGAUGGCGAAACAUCCGCGUCUAGCCAGUGAGUUCGCCAAGAUGUUCCGCGAGUCCUCAUUGUACUCGGAUAUUAUCGAGGAAUUGGCUUCACCGAUCGACAAGGAGAUCGUUGACCGUGUAGGUGACAACAUGGACCCCAUACCCGAGUUCCGUCAGACUUUAUGGGAGAAUAUCCGGACGCUAACGUUGCGCCAACUGAUCAUUAUCGUGCGAAACGCAGCGUUUAUCCGAGUACGGACCUUCAUGGUCGUGGUCAUGGGACUCAUCUACGGUAGUACGUUCUACGACGUAGAUCCGACCAAUGUCCAGGUGAUGCUGGGUGUGAUUUACCAAGCCACUUUGUUCUUGUCCUUGGGUCAGGCGUCCCAGAUUCCGACGUACAUGGAAGCCCGGUCCAUUUUCUACAAGCAACGCGGCGCCAACUUCUACCGAACAUCCGCGUGGGUCAUCGCCAACUCGAUCGCUUUGGUUCCUCAAGCACUUGGGGAGAUCUUGGUGUUCGCCACGUUGGUGUACUGGAUGUGUGGCUUCGCUUCUACCGCUGCAGCGUACAUCAUCUACCUCAUCUUACUGCUAUUGACAAAUUUGGUGUUCGCGUCGUGGUUUUUCUGCUUGUCGGCCAUGUCGCCGAACUUGGAUAUCGCCAAACCCAUGUCCACGUUCUCGAUCGUGUUUUUUAUUCUGUUCGCUGGGUUUGUGAUCACCAAAGACCAAACUCCCGGGUGGCUCAUCUGGGUCUAUUGGAUCAACCCCAUCGCGUGGUGUCUGCGUGGGUUGUCGGUGAAUGAAUACCGUUCGAGUGCCUACGACGUGUGUCAGUACGGCGACAUCAACUACUGUUCCGACUACGGUAUGAAUAUGGGCGAAUACUAUCUGUCGCAGUAUGGAGUUCCGUCCGAUAAAUUCUGGAUUUGGACUGGUAUUUUAUUCAUGAUCGUGGCGUAUAUCUUCUUCAUGGUGCUGGGUUGUUAUGUUCUCGAGUAUCAUCGAUACGAAGCUCCAGAAAACAUUCAGCUCUUACCAAAGACUGUGACAGACGAGAAGGAGAUGGAGAAGCGAGGAGGUGACUACGCAUUGGUACAAACUCCCAAGAACUCAUCCGCCAACACUCAUUCCGACGGAGAUGACACAGGCGAAGUGGUGGUGAAUGUUACGAGACGUGAGAAGCACUUUGUACCUUGCACGAUAGCAUGGAAGGAUCUGUGGUAUACGGUACCAUCGCCUCAUGAUCGUAAGGAGAGUUUGCAGCUGUUAAAGGGCAUCAACGGAUACGCUGAGCCAGGCUCUUUGACGGCAUUGAUGGGAUCAUCUGGAGCAGGCAAGACGACGCUUAUGGACGUCAUUGCUGGUCGUAAAACUGGCGGCAAAAUUGAAGGGAAGAUCUACCUGAACGGAUACGAAGCCAGCGACCUGGCAAUUCGUCGUUGUACGGGAUACUGCGAGCAGAUGGACAUUCAUUCGGAAGGUUCUACGAUCCGCGAGGCCCUCACAUUCAGUGCUUUUCUACGUCAAGACAGUACCGUGUUGUCGGCCAAGAAAUACGACUCGGUGAAUGAGUGUUUGGACUUGUUGGACAUGCACGAUAUUGCAGACCAGAUCGUUCGAGGCAGUUCACAAGAGCAGAUGAAGCGCUUGACAAUUGGUGUGGAACUUGUAGCUCAACCGAGUAUUUUGUUCCUGGAUGAACCGACCAGCGGGCUGGACGCUCACUCUGCCAAGUUGAUCAUGGAUGGUGUUCGAAAGGUGGCUGAUAGUGGACGCACCAUUGUGUGUACGAUCCACCAGCCUUCGUCCGAUGUGUUUUUCCUGUUUGAUCACUUGUUGCUACUGAAACGAGGUGGUGAGUCGGUAUUUGUUGGUGAAUUGGGCCAGGAAUGCCAGAAUCUCGUGGACUAUUUGGAGGCGAUUGAGGGAGUCCCUCCUCUCCCCGAUAAGCAGAACCCUGCGACGUGGAUGCUGGAAGUUAUUGGCGCUGGUGUGGGUUACCAACCCAGCGAUGUGACGGACUUUGUGCAGCGUUUCAAGGAGAGUAAAGAGGCUCAGUACCUGCUGGAAUAUCUCGAAAAACCUGGCCUAACUCAACCAACAUCAGAGCUUCCAGAGAUGGUAUUCAAGAAGAAACGUGCUGCUGGUCCGUUCACCCAAAUGUGGUUCUUGAUUCAGCGCUUUGUGGUCAUGUACUGGCGCACUCCGACGUACAAUCUGACUCGCUUCGUGAUCGCUUUGGGGCUUGCUCUGGUGUCGGGAUUAACGUACAUCAACGCAGAGUUCGUGUCGUAUCAAGGCAUCAAUGGUGGAGUCGGUAUGGUGUUCAUGACGGCACUAUUCAUGGGCAUUGCCACAUUUACGGGCGCUCUACCCAUUACAGCUUUGGACCGCGCCGCGUUCUACCGUGAACGUGCUUCCCAGACAUACAACUCGCUGUGGUACUUCGUGGCUUCUACUGUAGUGGAGAUUCCGUACGUGUUCUUCGCGUGUCUUUUAUUCACGGUUAUCUUCUACCCAAUGGUGGGCUUCCAGUCCUUCGCGUCGGGUGUUCUAUACUGGAUCAACCUGUCUUUCUUCGUCUUGACGCAAGCGUACCUCGCUCAAGUGCUGAUCUACGCUUUCCCGAGCAUCGAAGUGUCAGCGAUUAUUGGUGUACUCAUCAACUCAAUCUUCCUGCUUUUCGCUGGCUUCAACCCUCCGUCCUCGUCCAUUCCGAGCGGGUACAAGUGGCUGUACACGAUCACACCGCAGCGAUUCUCACUCGCAAUCCUUAUGGCUCUAGUGUUUUGUGACUGUCCAGAUGAACCCACUUGGAACGAGACACUGGGUGUCUACGAGAAUGUGGGCUCGAACAUUGGUUGCCAGCCCGUGACGGAGCUACCAGUGACGAUCGACCACAUCACGGUUAAGGGAUACGUCGAGUCGGUGUUCAAGUACAAGUACGACGACAUCUGGGCCAAUUUUGGCUAUGUGUUUGUGGUGCUUGGCAUUUUCCGAAUCCUCGCUGUCUUUUCACUCCGCUAUAUUAACCACACUCAGAGGUAG
Phytophthora infestans T30-4 is the source of this 4158-nucleotide messenger RNA. RefSeq names its product ATP-binding Cassette (ABC) Superfamily. The record is from RefSeq and is a predicted model, not a curated record. Gene Ontology annotation, cellular component: membrane. The coding region runs from base 1 to 4158 and encodes 1385 amino acids. Gene Ontology annotation, biological process: transmembrane transport. The transcript has a single exon. NCBI's taxonomy places the organism in Eukaryota, Oomycota, Peronosporomycetes, Peronosporales, Peronosporaceae. Gene Ontology annotation, molecular function: ABC-type transporter activity; ATP binding; ATP hydrolysis activity.